Messenger RNA from Penicillium taxi, 1320 nucleotides. Its product is annotated as CCCH zinc finger DNA binding protein. The transcript is spliced from 5 exons. Lineage: Eukaryota; Fungi; Ascomycota; Eurotiomycetes; Eurotiales; Aspergillaceae. The record is from RefSeq and is a predicted model, not a curated record. The coding region runs from base 1 to 1320 and encodes 439 amino acids. Gene Ontology annotation, molecular function: metal ion binding.
AUGUUGGAUAUGACAGAGCUGAGGAGCAGAUAUGAGACCGUGAGGGUCACCGAGGAUAGCAAGGAUAAAAUCAUCGAGGCAUGCUUAGAACUUCUUUCGUGUGUGCAAAGCCUUGAAGGGGACCUUCACCGCGAGAAGAACGAAUAUCAAGACCAGAAGGUGCUGGUUGAGAAUUACAGGGAAAAAGCCAAGGGCUUCGAGGAAGAAGCAAAGAAUUCCCGGGUUGAGCUAGAGGAGAAGUCUCGCAAGGAAGCGAAGUUGAAGUUUGCAUCGGUGCUUGUUGAUGGUGAUCACAUGAAUGUCAGCGCAAUGUUUCCCCACAAUAUUUUCACUCAAACUAAAUCAUUGCAGUUCAGGGACAAGUUUGUUCAAAUGGGACAGAAAGGCGGUCGACAGGCAGCGAGAGCUCUUAUCGAAGCAGUUCAAGAUCAUGUCCAAGAGGUCGUAUCUGAUGCCAGCCCUAACAUCUGCUACAAGAUUAGGGUGUAUGCGAAUAUGGCUGGUCUAGCAAACACAUAUUGCAAUGCUAGUGUUGUCAGUUCUCAGGGUAUAGUAAGAUCUUUCAUCCAAGGUUUCAACAUGGAAGAUGCUCUAUGUGACUUUGUGGAUGCAGGCAGUGGGAAGGAAUGCUCCGAUGUGAAGAUUGGAGCACUCCUGGAACGCGAUUGUCUCGACAUCCAUUGCCAACGCAUCAUUUUCUGUGGAUCUGCGGACAAUGGCUAUGCCCGUAUAUUGGGACCUCAUCGCAAAUCGAAUCGUAUUUCACUGGUAGAAGGUCCACCAUUCGCUGAUGAACUAAAAGAUCUGGCAUCUGUCUUCGCGACAGCCUCGUUUCCUGAAGUUUUCAGGUCGGAGAAGCUGCCAAGAAGAGUAUCCUUUGGGGGAAUAACAGCUACCAAAAUACCCACACCGCCACAGACGCCGGCUCCGAACUACGCUGAUAUAGCCAAAAAUACGCCUUCAAUGUCAAAUGAUAGCUCCCUGACGACUAAUUCGCCCACUAAGGCUCUCCCAACCGGCGGUGUGAAGUUAUCCGUUUGCAAGAACGCGAAUGGUGAACGGGUUGAUAGCCCGCUACAGUUUUCCACGAAGGGCAAAAUCGACGUUCUUAAGCAGCAUAAAUUCUGCAACCAGUUCCAUAUAUUGGGAUCCUGCUCAUGGGGAGAAAAGUCUUGUAUCUUUAAACAUGAGCCAGGACUCGUUGAGAAAGAGUGUAAUGAUGUGAGCUGUAUCAAUGGUCAUCGAUGUCCACAUGGGAAUUGUGGACGGGAUUGCAAGUUUCCUCACAAUGUUGACACUAGAAUUGUCACCCGGAUUUGA